Molecule: messenger RNA, 1119 nt
Organism: Argiope bruennichi
Lineage: Eukaryota; Metazoa; Arthropoda; Arachnida; Araneae; Araneidae
Product: probable G protein-coupled receptor 85
Exons: 1
Coding region: 1-1119 (372 amino acids)
Biological process (GO): G protein-coupled receptor signaling pathway
Cellular component (GO): plasma membrane
Molecular function (GO): G protein-coupled receptor activity
Source: RefSeq, a predicted model, not a curated record
AUGAUGGAAACACAUGAGGGAUUCUCCGAUCGGAAUGACACCUCUUUGCCUACCCCCGUGGCCCUCUUCCAGUUUAUUUCUCUGGGGUUGAUGCUGGCCAUCGGCAGCGCGGGGAACUGCCUUGUUAUCUACGGCUUCGGACGGUACCUGCGCCUACGGAGAAGAUCUCCGCACACAUUCAUGCUCGCAUUCGUGGCCAUGGAUUUGGCGCGAAUUCUUUUCUGCUUUUCGAUCGCUUUUGUCACAGUUGUACACCCUUUGGAGUUCAAGAUUGGGAAUGGAAUUUGCCGAGCUAUGGCCUUCAUCAAUGUUUUCAUAAUGAUAGGAAACAGUCUCAAUGUGUGCGGAAUGGCGCUCGAUCGGUAUUUUGACAACAAAUACCGAGCGGCUUAUAGGAGGCGGUGUCGCAGCUGGUUUGGAAUCGCAAUAAUCUUUGUGGUCAAUUUCUUAGCCUUUAUAUUUGCUUUUCCAGUUAUUUAUGAUGGGAAGAAUAGAAGGCCAAUUCUUCAAGUGCAGUGUAUGUAUCCUCAGUUCUUUUUCACACACGGGAUUCAAACGCUGAGUGUCCUGACAAGCAUCACCACAGCAUUCUGCCUCACGAAUAUCAUCUAUGCUAAGCUGUUUCUUCUUUUACGUGGACGUAGGAGAAUGAGACCCAUCAUCUACGAGCCAGCUGUCAGUGAAAACUGGGGUUUUUAUGAUCCCAGAAUUGGUCUAACUGUGAGGAAUAGAUGGGUAGCUGAUUCACUUUCUGAGGCGCCCAUUGCAGUGGUGAGUAGAUCCAUGUUCCAGAGUCACCCCUUACCAACUAAUUAUGAGAUAGCAUUGUGGAGAAGCAAGAAGCAAAAAGACAAUGAAAAACUGACUAAACUAUGCUUUAUAAUACAUCUUCUGUACUCCAGCAUGUGGCUACCAUAUGUCAUAACAAUUUAUUACUUAGCAUUAGCUAAUGGUGGAGCAAGUGUUCCCGCAUGGCUUGAGAUUUUUGUCACUUGGCUGACAUACCUACAGCCAACAAUAACUCCUUUCGCGUUUUCUGCGCUCUCAGGACUCUCAAGGAGAAGGCACAGGGUAAGAAUGGUAAGAUUCUCACCCACUUUAAGCAGUUCCAGUGCCUGA